AUGGCCCUGGCGAAGAGGUCGUGUUUGAUCCCAUGGGCUAGGACGCGAUUUGACGCCUGCUUGGUUGAUGCCAUCUUCCUUUGCGGCUCGGGCUCUAUAUCCAUGAAUGAGUUAUUCCAGGGUAUCGACAUGGCUGUCGGUGCGUUGCUUGCUCGGCCACGACCAAUGAAGAAAUUGAAGCCUGGUAACACAGGCGAAGUAAGGCCUAUUAGGGUCUUGAGAGAGCUCAGGCAAGCAUUGGAAACAGAUCAAGAUCAAUUCGGUCUUUUUUGGCUGAUGGAGCACCUCCGUUUCACUCGAGCAACUUUGGCUCACGACCAUAUCUAUUCGUUGUUGGGCGUUUGCAAUCCCCAGGAGGCUGCUGCGACCUCGGUUCGAUAUGAUCUCGAGCCCGAAGAGGUCUACAAGAGCUCAGUUAUGUUACAUGCAGAAAUACAUGGUAACUUGGAGUUUCUUGGCCUCUGUGCAUCUGAGCAAUGCGGUACCAUCUGCUUUGGAAGAGCCGAAGCCCCAGUUUUGCGUCCCUUCACCGGCCCUUCUUGGGACUCAGCUAUAUCGAUCAACAGCGGAAUUCCUUUCAAUCCUUCCUUCGAGGGAAGACAGCUGACAGUCUCGGGAGUCUUCAUUGAUAGGAUCCGUUCAAUCGGUGAUUUUUGUCCUCUCGAUAAAGCCUUCGACUUCUCGGAUGCCAACUCAAACCUAUACCAGCAGUAUCUGGAUUUCCGGAUGACCCCGGUGGAUGAACCUGCGCCAUAUUCAGAUGGCAUAAGUCGAGCUGAAACUUUCAUCCGAACCCUGAGUCUCCUUGGAAUUUACUUGGAGCCUGUACCCUCACCUGAUGAUAUUCCAACAAGUUUCUACAACUGGUGCAAGGGCUCAUUCUUGUGUAAGCGGUUAGACGCAUACGAGUUCAAGCCCAAUAGUAAUGGUAGAGGACCCGAAAAAAAGACGUUUAUCAGAAUGAAGCGUCUGGCAUCCUGGGAUCCUUUUAUCACUGCCAAGGGCUACAUGGGUCUCAGCUGGGAGGGAGCUGCGAUUAGGGAUGAAAUUUGGCUUAUCGGGGGCUGCAGUACCCCUGUUUUGCUUCCCCCCAGCGUAGAUGACCUGUCCCGGUAUGAGGUGAAAGGGGAGACUUUCCUUAUGGGUUCAUGUUUCGAGGGCAAUUAG
Molecule: messenger RNA, 1167 nt
Organism: Fusarium venenatum
Lineage: Eukaryota; Fungi; Ascomycota; Sordariomycetes; Hypocreales; Nectriaceae
Source: RefSeq, a predicted model, not a curated record